AUGGAUGUCCAUAGUGGCAACCUAGCCACUGAUCUACUGGACAUUACCACCCGUUACCUCAAUGCCUCCAAUCUCAAGAGUUUCAUUCUGCCAUUACCCUUCUGUGACGAAACUAUACUGGACAGACGUGCUCUGCUCGUAAAGCUGCUUGCUAAUGUGUCAUGUCUAGCAAAGGAACAGUUGUUAGACGUUGUACAAGCGCUCUCCACAGGUGACUCUACGAAGGGAGAGGACAAUGGAAAUUCCACCGCAUUGAACACCGCACUAUCAAGUCGAAGAGCUGCUAGAAAUGGGCGUAAUACUUCACAACCACAAACUGGCAUACGAAGUGCCCUGAGACCGUCUGCAUCAGCAAUUAACGAAAAGCUAAUGGCAGAAUUAUCAGAAAUGCACCAACCAACACAAAUCGCACGAAGUAUAGACGCGGCAAUAAGACGACUAUCGAACCCCCAAACUGUAGGAUUUGUCAUGAUUAUCGCAUCAGAAUUGAAGUCAAAUGAUGAACUAGACAAAGGAGGUGUCGUUGAAAUGUUGGAUCCUGAGGAACACUGCGUAAGAUGUGUUUGGGGUGACCCCAGGCUAGUUAAACAUGGUGACUCCGAAUUUGGUAAAAUACUGAUUCUGAGGAUACUGGGCCACCUUUUCGAUUACGGCUACCCAGGAGCCCCGACGCACAACAAACUGAAGCAUACCUCCGUGCUCAAUGUGCACGGGGUACUCUUUCCAAGUGCAAUCUAUACAUUUAUGAUCAACGGGCUUAAGUUCGGUAAACAUUUCGAAACCGAAACUAAUGGCGGAUCGCAUGAAGACUCAAGUUCAAACUACUGCAGAUGCCAGAGGCUAGCAGAGUCACCAGAUGCGGAACUAUUCUGGGGGAUUUCAGAAUCCAGGCUAAAAAGCACAUUCUACAAUGUUAGAACACAGAUACCGUGUAAACCCUCAGAACAAACUAUAGAGCUCCUACAGAAGAUAACACAAGGCUAG
This is a messenger RNA of Babesia sp. Xinjiang, 984 nucleotides long. RefSeq lists its product as uncharacterized. The coding region runs from base 1 to 984 and encodes 327 amino acids. NCBI's taxonomy places the organism in Eukaryota, Apicomplexa, Aconoidasida, Piroplasmida, Babesiidae. The record is from RefSeq and is a predicted model, not a curated record. The transcript is spliced from 2 exons.